Molecule: messenger RNA, 1338 nt
Organism: Capsaspora owczarzaki ATCC 30864
Lineage: Eukaryota; Filasterea; Ministeriida; Capsasporidae
Product: cAMP-dependent protein kinase catalytic subunit isoform 3
Exons: 8
Coding region: 1-1338 (445 amino acids)
Biological process (GO): peptidyl-serine phosphorylation
Cellular component (GO): cAMP-dependent protein kinase complex; nucleus
Molecular function (GO): ATP binding; cAMP-dependent protein kinase activity
Source: RefSeq, a predicted model, not a curated record
AUGGUGUUGAUCAAGCCAAACAUCCCAACCGACCAGAAGAGCGCGGCCCACCACGUCUUCCGCCAUAUCGUCAAGAAGGAUGAUGUCGUGUACGACAAUGACUUUUUCAAAAUCACCCAGCCAGAGUCGUGGAACGUCGUAUAUCGCCUCAAAGGCAAACUGGCACAUGACAGCUACCGCAUUCACUUCAAGAACUUUGACGAAGACAAGCUGUUCCAGAGCGAUCCCGCCAAAAAGUUUCAGAUUCUUGACAUUCUUGAAAAGCUGCGUGCCUUGACUGGCAAUAAGGGCUCCUUCCGCAAGCCCUCUGCCAACACGCUGCUGCUGAACCAGCGCAAUGCCUUCGAGAACAAGCUGCGCGCUCUGACCGAAGAAACGCCCGUCCAAAAGAAUCUGUUGGAUUACGACAUUCUUCGCACGCUGGGCACAGGCUCGUUUGGCCGUGUGUUGUUGGCUCGCGACAAGCAAGUUCCGGACUCGUAUGUCGCCAUCAAGCUCAUCAAAAAGUCUGUCGUCAUCAAGCUCAAGCAAGUCGAACACACCAUCAACGAGAAGAACAUUCUUGCUUGCAUCAGCUGUCCCUUUGUGAUUUCGCUCAACACACACUUCCAGGACAAACUCAACCUCUACUUUGUCAUCGAGUACAUCAACGGCGGUGAAAUGUUUACCCACUUGCACCGAAACAAGCACUUUUCGUACGAAAUUUCAAAGUUUUUCGCCGCAGAAGUCAUUCUGGCCCUCGAGUACCUGCACAACCUCGAUAUCGUGUACCGCGAUCUCAAGCCUGAAAACUUGCUGAUCGACUCCAACGGUCACGUUCGCGUGACCGACUUUGGCUUUGCCAAGCGCGUGUCGCACCGCACCUGGACGCUGUGCGGCACGCCCGAAUAUCUCGCGCCUGAAAUCAUCCAAUCAAAGGGCUACGGCCAUGCGGUCGACUGGUGGGCGGUCGGCGUGCUCAUCUAUGAAAUGCGCUGCGGCCACGCUCCGUUCUACGACGCCAACCAGAUGGACAUGUACCGAAAAAUCGUCGACGGCCAGUAUUCCUUCCCUUCCAGCUUUAAGGAAGACGAGAGGAGCAUUAUUUCGGGCUUCCUAACCUUUGAUCUCACGCGCCGCCUCGGAAACAUGAAGGACGGCACCAAGGACAUCCGGGACCACGUUUACUUCCGCGACACGAACUUUGACGACAUUUACAACCUGCGUGUCAAGUCGCCGUACAUUCCGAAGGUGGCUUCGGCUGGCGACGCGUCCAACUUUGAGCGAUUCGAAGAGGAGCCAAUCGAGUGGAACGAUCGUGGCGUCGACCCCUACGAGGAGACGUUCAAGGACUUUUAG